GUUUUCCCGUGAUGGUCUGCCGUAUGGGGGAAUCCCGAGUUAGUCUAUGCGGGGUCACUUGAGACAAGGAUCUCCACAGUGCAAGUUCGGGACCACCUGGGCGCAUAAAAGAAAGUCCGGCAAGUGGAUGUUGGCCGAGAAGGAAUCUUCAUUUUCGUUUCUUCUCUCGUACAUCAUCUUCACUAUUAUUCUAAAUCAAAUCAAUUCAGUCAAUCUUCUGCAAUAAAUACCUAAGUUGUGACGUAUUGAAGUUUCAACUCCAAAGCAUUUUGCCCCUCAUUUUGCCGAGCAUCGUCAACGACCCCUCCUUUUCCCUUCAAUUGAUUCUCAACAACGCAGCAUUCAAGAUGGCGACAACAAACGGCACAAAACCAACAACUCAUCCUCUGAUCAUCAACAACAAACCUCACUCCACCAAAGCCUCAUUCCCCGUUCACUCCCCGGCAACAGGAGACCUCCUCCACCACUUCUCCUCCGCCUCAAUCCAAGACACCGACCUAGCCAUCAAAUCCGCACACGAAGCCUACCCAGCAUGGAAACGCCUUCCCCCAAACCAAAAGCGAGACAUCUUCCUCAAAGCCGCUGACCUAAUGACCGCCCGCCUCCCCGAGCUCAAAAAAUCCAUGGUUGAAGAAACGGGCGCCGCUCCCGGAUGGGCAGAUUUCAACCUCGGUCUCGCCCCUGAAAUCCUUCGCGAUGUGGCCGGAAGAUUAUCUUCGAUCUCUGGGUCGAUUCCGCAGACUAGUCGAGAGGGAGUAAGUGCCUUGAUCUACAAAGAGCCCUAUGGGACUAUCCUUGCCAUUGCUCCGUGGAAUGCUCCUUAUAUCCUCGGGAUUAGGGCGAUUAUCUAUCCGUUGGCAGCGGGAAAUACUGUUAUCUUGAAAGCACCAGAAUUCUCGCCAAUGUGCAGUCAGGGAAUUGUGUCUGCGUUACAUGAUGCGGGUUUGCCUCCCGGAGUGCUGAAUUUGAUAGCUCAUCAGCCGUCGGAUGCAGCUGCUGUUACGAAACAUCUGAUUGAGAGUCCGAUUAUCAAGAAGGUUAACUUUACGGGCUCUACGGCUGUGGGGAAGAUUAUUGCCGAGCUUGCGGGGAGGAAUUUGAAGCCUGUUCUACUGGAGUUGGGAGGCAAGGCGCCAGCCAUUGUGUGGGAAGAUGCAGAUCUGGAAUUGGCGGCGAAGGAGUGUGUUAUGGGAGCUUUUCUGCAUGCGGGUCAGAUUUGCAUGAGUACGGAACGGGUGAUUGUUCAUGAGAGUGUGGUGGAGAAGUUCGAGGAGGAGUUCAAGAAAGCUGUCAAGGCAUUCGCUCCUGAAGGAGGGGAUGCUCCAGUUCUGAUCAAUGCUGCAGGCGUGCAGAAGAAUCAAAGACUGCUGAAGGAUGCGGUAGGAAAAGGUGCCAAGGUGAUUCAUGGUGACCAUGAGGCUGGGGAAGGUGCAAAGAUGAUGCCUGUCAUUGUGAAGGGAGUGAAUAAGGACAUGGAUCUGUUCUACACUGAGAGUUUCGGACCAACGGUCAGCUUAAUGACGAUCAAGACUGAGCAGGAGGCUUUGGAUUUAGCGAAUGAUACAGAGUAUGGGUUGAGUUCAGCGAUCUUCACGAAAGAUCUGGGACGAGCUUUGAGAAUGUCGAGGGAGAUUGAGAGCGGAGCUGUUCAUAUCAAUGGCAUGACGGUUCAUGAUGAGACAGCAUUGCCUCAUGGAGGUAUGAAAGCAAGUGGUUACGGCCGCUUUGGAGCGUCAGGGCUGGACGAAUGGGUAAGAACGAAGACUGUGACUUUCAAGGAUUAAUAUACUUUCUGAAUUUGCUCCUCUAUGCACGAAACUUCUCCUCUGUAUGUAGUCAAGAGGAUGAACAUAAAUAUCUACUGUUACAAUUGGC
This is a messenger RNA of Mollisia scopiformis, 1875 nucleotides long. RefSeq names its product putative salicylaldehyde dehydrogenase. The record is from RefSeq and is a predicted model, not a curated record. Lineage: Eukaryota; Fungi; Ascomycota; Leotiomycetes; Helotiales; Mollisiaceae. Gene Ontology annotation, molecular function: succinate-semialdehyde dehydrogenase (NAD+) activity. The transcript has 2 exons. The coding region runs from base 348 to 1784 and encodes 478 amino acids.